Messenger RNA from Xyrichtys novacula (pearly razorfish), 11298 nucleotides. NCBI's taxonomy places the organism in Eukaryota, Metazoa, Chordata, Actinopteri, Labriformes, Labridae. The record is from the annotation of a GenBank genome assembly.
GCUUUAGGCUCCUCCUUCAGUCAGCGGUCCACGCGCUGUUGUUGUCUGACAGCCAGUAGGGAGUCAUGAUGAAGUUUCGUUUUCGCCGUCAGAAAUGUGUAAUAACACCUUUUAAGUAACAAACCAUGUCGGAAAUACUGUUGAAUAAAGCUGACAGCUUUAAAACCAGUCCAAUGAAGGCCGAGGAGUGUCCAGACGGUGUCCGGAGCUUCCUGCUAGUGGAUGAACAAGAAAACCUGCAGGUAAAGUUAGCUAGCAUGCUAACAUGUAGCUGCUAAGCUAGGCUAGGAGAAGUGUAAAAACACACACUUUUGUAUAUAGAGGCCUUUAUGAUGGAGUAAGAAAACAAUCUGUGGUCAAUGUAGGACUUGAACAGGCUGGUGUCAGUGAUUUAGACGGUCAGGGUAACCUGGCCAAACAUCGAGUCAGUGUCAGGUUAUUCUUCAUCAUUACAGUGAGGUAGACUUCUUGUAAUGGUUUUAUGGGAUCAAGAUAAAAAUAGCUUCUACCCUCCACGUCCAUCAUGUUCAUAAAGGUUUACUGGUUACAACAGUUCUCUUCUGACAGGCUCUAGUUUGAUCUAGAAAGGGGGUAUUAGAACUGGUUUGUUGGUGGGAAAGUCCCCGAUGAGUCACACAGUCAGCUGAUCCACACCUUCACUGUUAUUGUUGAUUCUGCAGGGCAAAGUGUCAAUCGUUUUCAGACAUAUACUGUAAAAUAUAAAGUAAUGCGGGGUUCUGCCGUCGUUAGAAAUCUCAGUAAUUGUCAUCAGCCACAUUAUUUUCAUUGUGGAAAGUCAACAAUUCUAACUGCAAUCACAUUUCCCUUGAGUGGCAGGUGUAAUCUACAGAGUAUUUCAGGCUGAAUAAAUCUAAUCUGACAGAUAAUACAACACAUAUGACCUCGUUUUGUCUUUUAAUGUGAGUUCAGGCUUAUCGUCGUCCAUCAAGAAUCAUGGAUAUCAUUAUUAUCCCAAAGGAGCAGUUUGUUUUCAGCCAUUACUGUCAGUAAAGAAUAAGUGAGACGUGAGAAAACACUACGUUGACUAUUGAGUUGAUGGUUAGGUAUUAGAUGAAUAAGAUAAGAAGAACUUUAUUAAUCCCUGAAGGGAAAUUUAAUUGUCUGUCGUCUCAUUUGUCAUGUCUCUAAAAGUCAUCUACAGCAGAGUUGUACAGUCUGAUGGCUGUGGGUACAUGAUAUCAUCUUUAAAAUAUGACUGUAAUACAACUCUCUAAAUCUCUUUUUGUUAUUCUCCCACCAGGUCCGUGAUGAGUCUGAGUUUUUGGAUAAACUCGGAUGUGGGGAUGUGGCAGGAGUAAAGGUCCUCUCCAUCUUUGGCAACACCGGUGAUGGCAAGUCUCACACCCUCAACCACAUCUUGUUUGGAGGUGAGAGUGUGUUUUACACCUCCAAGUCCCCCAGCUCCUGCACGGUGGGAGUGUGGGCUGCAUAUGACCCCACCCUCAGCCUGGUUACCCUGGAUACAGAGGGCUUGUUGGGAGCUGCAGCCAAUCAGAACCAGAGAAUGAGGCUGCUGCUGAAGGUAACUUGAGUGGCAGGUUGGAUUUGUUAAGCUUGACUGACAGUUGAAUGUGUGCUAUCCUGUUUUUAUACAGCUUAUGAAUUUGUUGUGAGCAGGUUUAAUCGAAAGAGUUAGAGAAAUUGUCUGGUGGCAAGGGAUCUUGCAAUCAAAUUGUUACUAUUGUCAUGUAGUUCAUCGACUCUUUCCUGCCUUUUCACUUCAGUGUUUAUUUUUCUUCCAGGUGUUGGCAGUAUCCGAUAUAGUGGUGUAUCGCACACGAGCAGAGCGCCUCCACAAUGACAUGUUUCUGUUCCUGAGCAGUGCUUCCGGGGCCUACCUGAAGCACUUUACCCCAGAGCUCAAGGCCCUCUCCAGCCGCUGUGGUCUGGAUGUGCCCCUGUCCUCUCUUGGACCUGCAGUUAUCAUCUUCCAGGAGACGACGCACACGCAGUUGCUCGGUCAUGGUAGGGGGUAGAAUCUGUUCUUUGGGAUGUGUUGAUAUUGAAAGAAUUUUUUCUUACUCAUUUUUGAGAUGUUUUGUUUUGUCUUGUCUGUCCUGUAAAGAUUCUUUUGCAUUUCUUUCUCCACAGACUCAAAUGUGUCCGGCCACGCUGACACGCUGCUGCAGAAGCGUUUUCAUGACCUGGGCUUGGGGACAGAGGCCUUCAGCUCUGUGCAGUAUGUAGGCACCCAGACCAUCACACCUCCCACUGAUUACAGCAGGCUGCUGGAGGCCGUCAAACAGCAAGUGAAGAACACACACACACGUUCCCCUCGUCAGCCUGGGAUAGUGUUUCACGCUCUGGAAGUAAGAUGUGAACCGACUCUGUCUGUGUUUAGCCAACUUUAAACUUUAUAUCUGUCUUAAAGAGCCUCGUGUUUUGUUUAUAUGAUGGUCUCAGCUGUUUCUCUUUGUUAGGAUCUUUAUCUGUGUUUUGUUUUUCAGGCCCUGAGUGAUCGUUUCUGUGGAGAACUGUCCGAUGACAAGAUGACCCUGUACUCCUUCUUCCCUGAUGAAUACUUCACCUGCUCAGCUGUCUGCCUCUGCUGCAAGUAAGUCCAGACUAACUGGACUGAAGUUUUUUCUUCUCCUUUAUGUUUGAUCAGUCUGGAGAUUUUUAGCUAUAUCCGGUAACAUUUCACUUCCCAGACUCCAGAAACUGGUCUCCUGGGUUCACUAAAAUUGACAGAGUCCUGCUAAAAAGAAGAGCUGAGGACACACUAGGGUUAACAUAACCUUAUUACUGUCUCUGUUAUCUGUUGUGUAUUUAAAGAUUUGUUUUCUCUCCAGGAUUCGCUGUAAAAAUGGGAUGAACCACUUGAGAGACAAAGUCCCCCACAUGGCAGAUGGACUGUGCCAGUACUCACACCACUACAACAACAAAGUCCUCAUUUGCAAGGUAGGCCACUCCUAAAACCCGCUGUACAGUUUUUAGUUGAAGUAAACUUGAAGGUUAGGUUUGUGUUUGGUGUCAGCUCUUUGGUUUUUGAACUGGUGUUUUUGUUCUAAAGUCAUUUAGAUUUUAAUUAAGACCCUUUUGACCUCAGUAGGACACUGACUUUUGACCUGGAACUGAAUCUGCAGGUUCUUGUGGCCUGGUUUGGCUUGUAGUUACAUAUUUAUGAUAUAGAAUGAAUACUUAAGGUAUUUUGACCUUAAAUUAUGCUGCGCACCUCCAGGUGUGCUAUCUAAUUCCUUUCUGACUCUUUCAUAAGCAGACCAUUAGAAAAAGAAAGCUUUUUUUUUUUUUUACAUGAACUGCUUUUCAUAGCGAUAAAGCUCAGAAUGGAUCAACAGACCAAACACAAUUUCUCCAGGGUCCUUUCGCCUGAUGAUUUGCACUGUUGACUCUACAGAGGCACCCUGAUGUUUUGACUUACUUUAAAAUCAUGUGCUUGCUGUGUUUUACGUCUGUAGAGGUGCUAUGAAGGCGGCAGAGAGACGAUUGUUGUUCCCAAAACAUCAGCUUCCUCUGACAGCUCCUGGUUUGGACUGGCCAAGUACGCCUGGUCAGGGUAUGUGAGUUUAAAUACACAUGUUUAGUACAUACUUGCAUUUUAUCACAGGCUGCAGGUCUAACAAAUCAUUCAGUCUUUUUACGCUUUUAUAUUACAUGCUCGGAAACAUCAAGUCUUGUAUUUUAUCAGUCUUGUUAGCCCUCAUCAGCUCUUCUGCUUCUCUCUCAUCGUGCUUAUGCUGUCACUUUCGGAUACACAUACCUGCCUCCUGCUGCUCCUCUCCCUGCUCUCCUCUCUCCUCCUGUAGCUGCCCGAUAGUUUGUACCGCUGUUGCACAACAUUGAAGAUACAGCGGUCCAUCAUUAAUCUUGGUGAAUGCUAUAACUUCUUGUGCUCCCCAACUUUGUCUCACUUUGAUCCGUAAAUGUUUGAGGGGAGGAGCCACAGUGUGCUUUAUUCAACAUAUAGGAUUGGAGCAACACAGCAGGCGGCACAGUGAUGGUUCAGUCUUGAUGAUCAUAUUUUGAUGAUGGUGGGGUCCAAAAUUGUAAUUCGAAUAGCCCAUUAUUUUCACUUAUUGAUAUUUUAUCUCACACAUGUUAGGGUGAUGCUGUGCUGCUGAAUUGAUAUGUUUUUCUACCCCCCUUAGAUGCACACAGUCACAUACAUCUUCGUUGAUUUUUUAUACCACCAUCUCAUGUCCUGUCUCUCUGCCCAUCUCUCAGCUAUGUGUUGGAGUGCGCUAGCUGUGGAGUAAUCUACCGCAGCAGGCAGUACUGGGUGGGAAACCAGGACCCUGAAAGUGGUGUGGUGCGGUCUGAGGUGAAGCACGUGUGGAUGGGGGUUAGUAUCCCACCUUUCUCCUCUUCCUUUAGGUGUCAAGAAAGGUCAGAGAUGAUUGUUUAAGCACUGCCUUUUAUCAGAAGUUUACUCUUAAUCUACAGAUUAAAUUAGGUCAUGUAAAAUGCUUUAUAAUGGUGUUUAAGGAAAUUCAGAGCUCUUAAUCUGAUGAAAUUCAACAUGCUAUUAGAUCAACAAAAGAAUAUCCACGACUCAAGGGAGCGUCAAACUAAGGCACCAACUUCUUCACACGCUGAUCACUGCCUCUGCAAGGAUAAUCUGAUCGACACCAUCGCUAUAAACCUUACUGCCCUAAUCUGUACUAAUCCCUAAGUCUGUCUAUCAUGUUUUGGUCAGAUAAGAACCAGGAAAGCAGACCUCGCUGUUCAAUUUUCCCCUUCUGUCUUCUCUCAGUCUGGCAUGUAUCUGACCAACCAUCAGAACGCGGCUCAGCGGGUCCUGGAUGGGAUGAACUACGUAAUCCAGUCAGUGUCAGAGUACAGUACCGGCCCCACCAAAGCUGUCGCUGCCUGGCUCACGGACCAGGUGGCUCCACCGUACUGGAGACCCAAUACAGAUAUCACCGUAAGUCUCAGAUGCUGCAGAUAAUGAGGAUUAAAGUUUAACUGCAUGAUGUCUUUGAAGGAUUUCAACAGAAAUACAGUGGAUAUAAAAAGUCUACACACCCCUGUUCAACUGCCAGGUUUUUGUCAUGUAAAAAAAUUAAAUCAAGAUAAAUAAUUUCACAACUUCUUCCACCUUUAAUGUGCCCUAUAACCUGUACAACACAAUUGAAAAACAAACAGAAAUCUUUCAGGGAGGAGAAGUAAAAAUAAACAACUGAAAUCAUGUGGUUGCAUAAGUGUGCACACCCUUUAAUAACUGGGGACGUGGCUGUGUUCAGAUUUAACCAAUAACACUUAAACUCAGGUUAAAUUGGACUCAGCACACACCUGUUACCAAUUAAAGUGCCUCUGAUCAACUCCAAAUAAAGUUCAGCUGUUCUAGUAGCUUUUCCUGACAUUUUUGUAGCCACAUCUUCCAGCACAAGCCAUGGUCUGCAGAGAGCUUCCAAAGCAUCAGAGGGAUCUCAUUAUUCAAAGAUAUCAGUCAGGUGAGGUGAUUUCCAAGGAAUUAAAUAUAUCAUGGAACACAGUAAAGACCGUCGUCAUCAAGUGGAGAAAAUAUGGCACAACGGUGACAUUACUAAGAACAGGACGUCUGUCCAAAAUUGAUGACAAGACGAGAAGAAAACUGGUCAGGGAGGCUGCCAAGAGGCCGACAGCAACACUGAGGGAGCUGCAGGAAUUUCUGUGUAGUACAUCAGACAACAAUCUCCUGUCAUCUUCAUAUGUCUGGGCUAUGGGGUAGGGUGGCAAGACGGAAACCUUAUCUUACAAAGAAAAACAUCAAAGCCCGGCUUAAUUUUGGAAAAAGACAUCUGAAAUCUCCCAAACACAUGUGGGAAAAUGUGUUAUGGUCUGAUGAAACCAUACCUACAGUGAAGCAUGGUGGUGGCAGCAUCAUGCUUUGGGGCUGUUUUUCUUUAGCUGAAGCUGGUGCCUUAUGAACAGUUCCAAAUACCAGUCAGUGUUGGCCCAAAACCUUCGGCCCUCUGCUAGAAAGCUGAAGAUGAAGAGGAACUUCAUCUCUCAGCACGACAAUGACCCACACAUCUAAAUCAACAAAAGAAUGGCUUCACCGGAAUAAGAUUGAGACUUUGGAAUGGCCCAGCCAGAGCACAGACCUGAAUCCCAUCAAACAUUUGUGGGGUGAUCUGAAGAGGGCUGUGCACAGGAGAUGCCCUCACAAUCUGUCAGAUUUGGAGAGGUUUUGCAAAGAAGAGUGGGCAAAUAUUGCCACAUCAAGCUGUGCCACGCUGAUAGACUCCUACCCAAAAAGAAUGAGUGAUGUAAUAAAAGCCAAAGGUGCUGCAAUAAAGUAUUAAUUUAAGGGUGUGCAUAUUUAUGCAACCAGGUUAUUUCAACUUUUCUAUUUUAUAUUUUUCCCAUUAAAAGUUUCAGUUUGUUUUUCAAUUGCAUUGUACAGGUUAUAGGUCACAUUAAAUGUGGAAAACGUUGUGAAAAUAUUUAUUUUGCUGUCAUUUUCUUACAUCAUGAAAACCUGGCAGUUGAAAAGGGGUGUGUAGACUUUUUUAUAUCCCCUGUACAUAAAAGUUAUUAAAUAUGUCUGCCCCCUUACUCUCCUCAGGCCUGUCACGGCUGCCAGAAGGUGUUCGUGGAGGCAGAGAGGAAGCACCACUGCCGAUCAUGUGGUGAGGGAUUCUGCCAUCCCUGCUCCAGUCACAGGAUGCCGGUGCCCGAGAGAGGCUGGGGCAGCGGCCCAGUCAGGGUGUGUAAGGCCUGCUACCGACAAGGAGGACCAGCUGAUACCAACAGCCAGGGUAUGAAAUAAUGAGUGAAAAAACAAUCUGUGUUUUAGCAGGGAUAGUUUUAUAAAGCGUGAAGCCCAGACGGAUCAUUGCAAAGGAUUUGGAUCGCUGUGGAGCUGGAUCAAUAAAUCAAACAGGUUUUCUAUUCUGAAUAACUCCAGGUGAUAAGUAAGAAGUGCUGCGAGCAUCGUUUAGUGAUCCUGCUGUCUGACACAUUAACCUUUUGUGCCAUGAAACUGUUUUCAUUAAUCCUUUCUUUAGACGAGGAGACCACAGCUAACAUGAGAGUGGAGGGCGAGAGGGACUCACAAAUGCCAGUUAUCACAGAAACACUGUCUUUAUUUUUUCAGUGCAUGCAUCAGCAUCUGUCCGCCAUAUGGUCACUUUUUUAAUCAGCAUCUUGUUUCUAUUAUUUCUUUUAGUUCAGCUUGAAAUCUUGGAAUUAAAAUGCAGAAAUCUCUGUUUCAUACCCAAAUAAGCCGUUCUAGUUCCAGACUGUGUACUCAGCCAGGGGAGGAAGAAUGUAAUACUUACUAAUGACUAUAUCCAAUGUUAGUCAUGAAAAACUGAUGGUAUCCCAAAAUCUCAUACAUGUUUUCUGUUUGAAAGAAGGAGAAUAGGUUUAUAGUGAAUUUACAAAUCUUUAACUUCAGUGUAAACUUCUUAACUCUGACUCUGUGUGCUCAGAUUUGACAACUUUAGCAUAACUUCUUAGGAGGAGAGGGAGGAUCAGUCUAAUGUAAAUAUGCACUGAUAGAUCGCUGAUUUCCUUAAUUUUGGGGGAUCGGCGAUCGGCCUCUGAUCAUUCCAUAUCUCAUCCACUGAUCUUUUCUACCUUAACAAAAGUCUGAAAGCCAGUAUCAGCAGGUCAGGUUUUCAAAGAUCGGUGAUUGGCCAGAAAAUUGUGAUCUGUGCACCCCUAGUCUAAAGAGGCAAGACAUGGUUUUAAAAGCACUCCCUGAAAUCCAUAGAUGAAUCUUUACAGAGAGAUGGUGGGAAAAAAACAACGGAGACCUGCACCUUUGUGUUGAUACAGUGAUACAAAAGCCAUCAUUCCCUCCGACCUACUCAAAGUGACUUUUCACUGCUACACUCACAUUUGCUCAUCCUGACUUCCAAAUUUUACCAGAGGUCUUGUUAGAGCCCGUUGUGUCACAGUGACCUCAAAUGUUAUGAAAACCAGGUAGUAAAGCUCGAAAUGUAAUAAUUGGUCAAUCAUGUAACACGUCGCUACAUUUUGGGCAAAAAGUUAUGAGGCUUUGGGCUCAGCAUCUUGUUAAAGUAUUGACCAAUUAUUACAUUUCAGGGUUUAUUACAAUUUUACUUAACCUUUAGGGUCAUUGAUAAAUAUUGGGCUCUAACGGGGCUGUCAUUAAAAAUUUGAGGAAAGUCUGGGUGAAAGUUUUGCAUAUCAGCUUUCACACUUUUACCCCGACCUAAAAUGUUGUGAAGUUUCUUGGAUGUGUGAAUACAGUCAGUGUGCUUUCUGGUGGCCAACUUUGAACUUUUAAAACUGUAAUCAGUUUAACUUCUCUUUGAGCUUCCAUUGUAGUUCUUGGCCUCACCUAGAUGUCCAACUCUCUUCAGUUGUUUUCAUUGCAGUUUUGAAGGUGUGACAGAUUUAGAUGCAUGAUGCAGAAUCCAAACUGUGGGAAGAAAGACUAAGCGUCAUUAAAGCUCUUGUAAUCUGAAUUUUCUGUUUGUUUUUGAUGAUGCUUUUGUGUUUUGCUAAUCUGUGUCUCUCACACUCCUCUCCCCUGCAGUCUGUAAAGUGGAGCCUCGAGGUCUGAUCGCUCGCAGGGUGACAGAAGUGGCUCAAUCCACCCUGGACAUGGUCACCACAGCUGUGGACUACCCUCUCUGUGAGUACAGCUGCGUUUUACCUUCACUCAUUCUGACAGAGCCCAGCUGGCUGCACAUCACCCUGGGUUAAAUGGCUCUUUGAUGUCUGUCAAGCAUCAGUCAGAUUUUUUAAUUUUACAGUCUAAAAUGUGCCUCAGUCUCUGUGCUUCCAGUUAAAUAACACACAGAGCCUUGUCCUGUUUUAGACAAUAACAGCUCAGAUUUUUUAGUCUUCAAAAUUAAUUUCAAAGUGAAAUUUAAUUUGGUUCCAAAGGACCACACUCAUGACAACCCCCCAGAAAAAACCUAAUGAUGAAUCAGACAUAUAAAAUACUUGUAGCUGAAGGGGAGAGGAAAAUUCACAGCCCAAAGAAAUGAAAACUAGCAGUUAUGUCUGCUUUUUUUCCAUCUCUUCACCAGUCUUAUUUCCUUACUUGCAAAGGUUUUCCUUUUGCAUGUUCCACAUCCUCUCCCACCAUCAUUGGCUUUGACCAAUUGAGUGGUGUGUGCUACAGUGGCCCAAAAGGCCCACCUGUGCCGCAGAGGGCAGAGCUCACACCUCACACCUCCCAUGCAAUAGAUGAAAAUCCACCAUAAGAGCUGCAUACUGUUUUUAGUUCAUGCAUCAAAGUCUGGCUCAGCAGGGUGCCAGUUGAUUUGGGAUAAUUGAAGUAGGAGGGUGGGGUUGACCUGUUUUAUUUGCUUCAUCAUAAGCCCAUUUCUCCACAGUUCCUUGGCUUAUACAUCGACUUAUAUCCAGAUGUCCUUAACAUAAAAAUACUUCUCCCUCUUUCACUGAAACCUCCAAAAGAACUUCAAUGAAAUUUGUCAGUCUUUGUACCUGAUGCCAAUUCUUAUUAGUUGAUCUCCAACAAAACUUGUUUGGAACAAACAUAUAAUGUAGGAAUCAGUCGUUGAAAUCUUUGUAAUCAGGCCCAAAGUGGUUCUUCUGCAGGGAAGGUCAGCACAGCCAUCUCUGCAGAAAAUCUCCAGCAUUCAACGUCUGUUCUGUUCUCUUCAGGUUUUGUAAAAGAAGCAGCUCGGCCUGACUACUGGGUACCUGACCAGGACAUCACACAGUGCCACCAGUGCUCUAAAACCUUCACUCCAGCGAUGUCUAAACACCACUGCAGGGCCUGUGGACAGGGUGUGUGCGGCCCCUGCUCCACACACAUCAAGCCUGUUCCCUCCAGAGGCUGGGACCACCCGGUCAGAGUGUGUGAUGGUUGCCACGCCCGCACCGAUGAUCUGUGAGAAGUUUUAUCAGUGGAAAAGGUAAAAAACACUCAAAGUGCGCUCAAUUGUUCUCAGAUGAUCCAAAAAAACACUGUGAAUCCUGACCACACUGCAGCAAGAGAGCAGAGCUGGAGUCGGCCUCUGACAUUUAAAUGGACACCACCUCCCGGUCAUCUGCCAUCCCUGACCAGCUGAUCCAGCAGAUCAGCUUCAUUGCAGUCAACGGUGAAGCUGCUCUGGAACGAACUGGAAAAAUAAAGCUGGAUUUGAUUUUAACUAACUGGAACAAACUUUUUGAAAACUGACUCCUAUCAACUCUUCAGAGCUUUUCCUCUUAAUUGCACUUGAGUAAAGUCUUCCUUUUUCAUUUAGUCGUGUAGAUGGUUCCCAGUUUAAACUAAAGUAGAGGGAUGCACCAGGAGGGCAGGUUAAAUGUUUGAAGCACUCAUGCAUUGUGGUUAAUAAAAUCAAGAUAACAGUUUCUCUUCUCACAUCAAUUUCAAGAAAGACACUGAACACCUCUGGAGGGGAUCAUAAUCAUUAAAUCCUUCAUUAUAGCCCUGAAAUAAGUGACAUCUGACUCCUGCUAGUCUUUCCUGCUUCUGCUGCAGACGUGUGGAGCGAAACCUUCAGAUUCAACUCAUAAAUGUUUGACAAAGUGUUGAUUAAUGCUUAGGAAGAGUGAUUAACAGCAGAUGAUGAGGGUCUAACCUGGAACGGUGUAAAAUCCCACAGCUUGUGCUGUGUCUGCAGAAAAGUGGACAUUGUGUGAUGUUUGGAGUAAGAAAAUUAUUAUGCACAAAUCAGACAGAAAUCCACAUUACUGUUUGCUUGUAUUACUCUGUGCAAGUUGGACGAACGCGAGCUUCAGCGUGUGCCUUCAGGAGAACCUUCACUCCUUCUGCUGCAGCUGCUAAGACUUUUGCAGAUGAUCAUUUGUGCCUAUUUGCGGAGGAAGGUAAUUUAUCGCCUCUUGUGUAACCCCAACAGCUAUAUUUACAAUGUAAAGAAAUGAUAGUAGAAGAAAAUCUGUAGCACAACAGACUAUAAAUAAAGACAUUCCAAUGUAUGGACUGGACGUACAUGUAUACAAGAGAAACUUCUCUGUCUGAGGGUCUUUACUCUUGGGCUGUAGAUGCUUCAGUGAAUUCAUUUGCACCAAACUGGACUGUGGAGUUUGUGAUUGAAAGAUGCUGAAAUCAGAAAAAGUAUAAACUAUGUGGAUGUUAGUGGAAACGGUCUGCACCUUUUGGGUAUUGGAGUUUUUUUGUUUGUUUUUUUCUUGUAAAAUUUCACAAUUUGACAAUCUGUUGGCAUCUCCGACAUAAAAAAUAGGUGAAACAACAAACUCAUUACAAAUAAAAUGACAAAAGCUGCUGGUGAUGAGGUUGAAAUUAGAAGAUUAAGUAGAUGUCUGCUUAAAAUGACUACAGUUUUUAUAUUUGGUUUUGCCCUUGUGAGUCAAACUUUCCUGAUGUUAAGUUCAAUAAAAUAUCAUUGAGGGGGU